This is a messenger RNA of Trichosporon asahii var. asahii CBS 2479, 420 nucleotides long. RefSeq lists its product as uncharacterized. Bases 1 to 420 code for a protein of 139 amino acids. Lineage: Eukaryota; Fungi; Basidiomycota; Tremellomycetes; Trichosporonales; Trichosporonaceae. The record is from RefSeq and is a predicted model, not a curated record. The transcript is spliced from 2 exons.
AUGGACGUCUCGUUCAACAUUGUCGCCGCCCGUAAGCUCUUUGCCCUUUGGGGAGGUGCGCUGACGACAGACUGCUCCCAACAGCUGGCCAAGUACCAGCAGUGCGUGUUCAAGAACCAGGACAACGACUGGGUCUCGGCCUGCAAGAAGGAGGCCAAGGCGGUGACCGACUGUGCCGAUCAGAAGGUUCUCGGUCUCCAGAAGCUCAAGCAGCAGUGCGGCAACGAGAUCAAGUCCUUCCGCGACUGUGUCCAGAGGAACGGCACCGAGGACGAGGACGUCAUCCGCGUCGCGUGCAUGACCGACAUGAACCGACUCUGGGACUGCACGGAGAACUUCCACGACACUCUGAUGGACCAAGGCAGCGGCUACGGUAGCGGUAGCAGCAGCAGCAGCGGCAGCCAGAGGAAGAGCAGCUAG